Messenger RNA from Penicillium arizonense, 1860 nucleotides. RefSeq lists its product as uncharacterized. NCBI's taxonomy places the organism in Eukaryota, Fungi, Ascomycota, Eurotiomycetes, Eurotiales, Aspergillaceae. The coding region runs from base 1 to 1860 and encodes 619 amino acids. The transcript is spliced from 3 exons. The record is from RefSeq and is a predicted model, not a curated record.
AUGGAAAACAUCCCUCCCUCGCAGGCGCAAGCCGGCGACUCUACCAAGCCUGCCCCCGACAAUUCUUUCAGAUUCACGCCUAUCAAAGCCCUAGGCGCCCUGCCGCGUCUGUGGGAUCGAAAACCCUCAACUCCUAUUCGUGCGGGCGACAAGACUCGCAAGUUGUGGAAGCGCAUUCGCUUCCCUUUUAGCAACAUGAACGCGACAGAAAGCCGAGGCACAUCUAUCGGUGCCUCGAACAACUCGGAUUAUCAGCGCGGCGUUAAGCGCCAGUGUGUGGAUCCUACCCAGUCGGCGGACCUCGAAACUGACGCUGAACAACGUGGGCGGUCUUUCCUGGAGACCAAGUGGGAAAUGGAGGCAUCACGCAAGCGACGCAAAUUACCGGAAUUCAAUUUCAACAUUCACGACGAGACCUCCCAGGGCGUUUUCAAUUUCGCCGCUCAGGCCGAAGCUGCCAAUAACGCCCACCAAGAUGCAGCUAUCAACGCCUCACCGCAGCCACUCGGUCUGUUUUCGGUCAAGACGCCCGUUUACAAUGAUGCCAUGGACAUGGGCCUCGAUGGUGCAGCGUCACCCAAGCCUGCAGAUCUACAGUCUGGACCGGUCCAGGAGGCAGGUGCAGUGAUCGACAAUGCAGCACCCGCUGAGGCCGUCGAAAACCUGACGCAAGAGCAGGAAGUCAAAUUGGUGCGAUCGGCAUUGCGCAGCUCUUUGGACGGGGAGGAUGCAGAGCUGUUGAAUGACUUCUUAUCGAGGGCCAAGGCGAAGCGUGCAGCCAAGGCGGCGCAGACCGACUCUGAGGUGACUGAGCAGUCUUCCAGCCCGGAGGAGCCUGAGAUCGAAUGCUCAACCCCACGAUCGCGUCGGGCGUUGGAGGAGCUGACUACGAAUUCUCCUUCCCCUAUCAAGUUGCAGAUCUCGCCUAGUAAAUUCGACAUUGCCCGUGCCGAAGCCCAGAAUGAGGUUAUCAAGGACCUCCAGGAAGAGACUGCACCUGCAAGUCCUACCUGUCGUCGCAGUACUCGCGCCAAGGCCCCGUCCACAAAUGCCCCUGCUCUGCGCAACACUAUCGCGCUCCGCCGUGCUAAAGGAACGGAGUUCAUUUUCCUGCAGCGCACCGAGGCCCAGGAGGUGGCUUUGGCCACGAAGCGAAACACGCGACUCAACAAGGGCAAAUCUGUAUUCCCUAAUGUCGCUCUUGAGAUUCUGGCUCAGCGGUCAGAGGAGCCUGAAACCAAUGACAAGCAGGCGCGCUCAGACCGCAAGGGCCCUAGCAGCCGAUCUACCAAGCGGAAGCAGGUUUCAUGGAACGAGGAGCGCAUGGCCGAGUAUGAAGAAUACAAGGACUUCACAGAUGAUCAAGAGGAGGGUGAGAGAUGCACCAGUGACGUCGGCGCUACGCCUCGCCGAUCUGGCAGCAAACGUUCGGAAAAAAAAGUAGCAGCCAGUGACCGCAGCAGCCGUAGCCAAACACAGGCAGACCGGGGUGUGGACGGUGGGCCAGAAAGCGCCCCGACCGCCCCUACUGCACCCGCUACUGCACCCGCUACUGCAACCCCGCGCUCGCGCCGGGUGAGGCGUUUGGGCGAUUCGGGGGCUAUGGGCUCCGGUACUCCAGUGAAGACUGGUGGUCGCACAAGCAAGCCUCCCGCAGCCUCGGCGCCGGUGGCUGCGGGCCCCUCCACACCAACCAAGGGUCGCCGCAAGCUGACGCCCAAGUCUCCUAGCAUGUCCACGUCCAUGCUCCCUGCUACAGCCCAAAGUGGUAUCCCCACUCGGAGCAACAAGGAGAAGAGUAUGCUCCAGGCCAGCGCAGGGUGCACACCCACAGCUCGACGGGUCCGAUCAAGAUCUUAA